CUCUGCCAUUCCAUUCCACACCUCUCUCUCUCUCUCUCUCUCUCUCUCUCUCUCUCAAGCUCUCUUCUUCAUCUUCAAGAACGCACGCACCAGAUCAAUCUCACGCUCUCUUCAGAUGGGCAUAGAUGAUAUGUGCAGCACCGGCCUUGUUCUGAGUCUAGGCCUCGAGACCCCGUCCAAGAUCGAAGCCCAGAGGCAAGCCAAACAGGGUCUUGACUUGGAGCCCUCCCUCACGCUGUGCCUCUCCGGCGCGAACAGGGCGACCUGCGACGAGCGGCCUCCGGCGGACCACCUGUACUGCCAGGCGUCGCCGCACAGCCACAACAGCCUCAGCGCGGUGUCGUCGUUCUCGAGCCCGCGGGUGAAGAGGGAGAGGGACCUCAGCAGCGAGGAGGCCGAGGUCGAAACGACGCGGGUGUCCUCGAAGGCGAGCGACGAGGACGACGACGGCGCGAAUGCGAGGAAGAAGCUUCGGCUCACUAAGGAACAGUCUGCGCUCCUGGAGGAGAGCUUCAAACAGCAUAGCACUCUCAACCCUAAGCAAAAGCAAGCUUUGGCGAGGCAGUUGAAUCUACGGCCGCGCCAAGUUGAAGUGUGGUUUCAAAACAGGAGAGCCAGGACGAAGCUGAAGCAGACCGAGGUGGACUGUGAGAUCCUCAAGAAGUGCUGCGAGACGCUAACUGACGAGAACCGGCGGCUGCAGAAGGAGCUCCAAGAUCUCAAGGCCCUGAAACUGGCCCAACCCUUUUACAUGCACAUGCCCGCGGCAACGCUCACCAUGUGCCCGUCGUGCGAGCGGAUCGGUGCGGGGCCGAGCGUCGAUGGCGCCACGCCGACCAAGAGCCCUUUUUCGAUGGGGGCGAAAUCGCACUUAUAUAGUCAUCACUUCACCAAUCCUUCUGCUGCUUGCUGAUCCGAAGUUGUUAGGGUUUUAGACAUAUUACAGAGAGAGAGAGAGAGAGAGAGAGAGAGAGAGAGAGAGAGAUAGACUCCAAAAUCACAACCCCUAUAAUUUUUGCUUGAGGGCUUGUAGCUAGUUAAAGAUCCAAUGUAAUUAUCUGUUAGGGAAAUAUAGUAAAACUCCUGAUGGAUCAUCCCCCCUAGUUUUCUUUCUUCUUUUUUGGGAUAAAUCUGUAAAUGUUUUAGCUAUAUAUCUUGAGAUUAUCAAUGGAGGAAUUACUUUAAUUUAUUAUUUUCA
Messenger RNA from Rhodamnia argentea, 1198 nucleotides. Its product is annotated as homeobox-leucine zipper protein HAT22. Gene Ontology annotation, molecular function: DNA-binding transcription factor activity, RNA polymerase II-specific; sequence-specific DNA binding. Bases 116 to 913 code for a protein of 265 amino acids. NCBI's taxonomy places the organism in Eukaryota, Viridiplantae, Streptophyta, Magnoliopsida, Myrtales, Myrtaceae. The transcript is spliced from 3 exons. Gene Ontology annotation, biological process: regulation of DNA-templated transcription. The record is from RefSeq and is a predicted model, not a curated record.